UCCUUGCCCCAAAGUUACAGUUUGUUUAGAUUUUUAAAAUCUAGGGAGAAAUUCUGCCAAAAUUCUCAUUGACUUUAAAGGGGCCAGAUUUUCAUCCCUAGGGAAUUUAAAUAAAAACUAAAAACAUAUGAUUCAGAAGAUUUAGGCUGCUCUGUCUAAUCAGGCCUGUUCAGUGGAGCUGGUUGGCACAAGAACAUACCUCCAUCCCAUAAACUGUACUGGCUUCCCUGACGCAAGUUAUUUUUAGUUUAACAUAAAGCCCUCUGGCCUAGAAUCUCAAAGGUAUGGAGACAUUUCACUUCCAUGGGAGUGCGGCGCCUAAAUACCUUUGAGGAUCUAGGCCUAUGUGAUUUGGCAUUUGUCUGGUUUAGAGUAUGGCCGUCUCCUUUGUGAUGGCUAAAAUCAGCCUGAGUGUUUUUGCUGACUGUCUAAGAUGUAUGAUCUUGAUGCAGGCAGUUCUUGGUUGGAAGGUCCCUGUUUGUGGAACUUUCUCAUUCUGGCAGGUGUCAGAUCAUGAAUUUGUUAGCCUUCAGCACGUUGUGCUAGGCUCAUCUUUUCAGCUAAGCCUUUGCUGACUGGAUCUAACCAGAGGCACUGGGACAAGUGCACACUGGUGCAACCCAAGUAGUGGGUCGCUGACAGCAGGAAGUCAGCCUGGAGAAGGGGCACAGUGGUCCAAACCAUCCUUGCCUCUCUUUCCUUCCCUAUCAGAACCCUAGGGGAGAGCACCUGUGCUAUCACAACUGCCUGUAUUUGAGGUUUGAAUCUCUUCUUCAGUGCAGCCACUCUGACAGGCACAGGGGAGCUGCAGAUUGCACCCCAUUAUGCCCAAGGGGUGAAUCUGGCCCUAGCCACAAACUGCCUGAAGACCACAGGUUUGGAAUCAAAAUGUCCGGAAAGAGAAAAAAGAAAAUUAAUAUUUCCAUCAAUCCCGAGAUGCGUCAGCCUGAAAUGAAUGAUACUGAAGUGAGACAAGACAACCCAGAGAGACUGAGCUGUCAUAUGUUGUGCGAAUCCCUAUUAUCGUACGGAAGUGGAUUCAACAAUUUUCAAGGCAUUUUUAACUGGUCUGUAGUCCUAUUGGUCCUCACACAUGUUCACAUGAGCCUGGAGAAUUUCAUCAGGUAUGGACUGCUAUUCGACCCUGUAAAGAUAAUCUCAGUUUUCCUGAAAGACCCCUAUAAGUGGCCAGCAGUAUAUCUCAUUACUGCCGCUGUUUUGUUUGCACUUCCUGCAGUUUUUAUAGAAAGGUAUUUAAGAAAGGUUCGUGGCUCUGAAAGCAUUGGUUUGGUGUUGCAGUCAGUAAACCUGUUUUUCCUGGUAACAUUCCCAGCUGUGAUGGUUUAUAGAAUGCAAGCCAUAACUCCAGCUGGAGGGUUGCUGACCAUGUUUGUGUAUAUCAUCAUUGCCCUGAAACUGUUCUCCUACUAUCAGGUGAAUCGCUGGUAUAGGGAGGGAACCCCCAGACCAGUCAGAGGAACUUCCAGAGUGCAAGCAACAGAUCCUUCAGCCCAUCAGUCCAGAAGGAACGAAAGAGGACAGUCAAAGCAGAUCAUGUACCCAAUGAACCUGAAAGUAAAAGAUCUGUAUUACUUCCUGCUAGCCCCCACGCUUUGCUACCAGCUGAAUUUUCCAAGACAAAAGAAUUGCCGGCAAGGCUAUAUCAUUAGGAGAUUCAUUGAAAUGGUUUUUCUCUUUCAUCUCAUGCUGGGGCUAAUACAGCAGUGGAUUGUACCAAAUAUUCAUAAAUCAAUGAAGCCCAUAAAUGAAAUAGAGUCCACCCUGCUCACAGAAUACAUCUUAAAACUAGCGGUGCCAAAUCAUUUCAUCUGGCUGAUCUUUUUUUAUUGGUACUUUCACUCCUGCCUCAACUGCCUUGCAGAACUGCUUCGAUUUGGAGACCGGCAAUUUUAUCUAGACUGGUGGAAUGCAGACUCCGUCUUACAGUUCUGGUCCAGAUGGAAUAUCCCCGCCCACAAGUGGCUAGACAGACAUGUAUACAGGCCCUUGCUGCAUCACGGCUAUGACAAGUGGCAGGCCCGAAUGACAGUAUUCCUACUCUCUGCAUGUUUCUAUGAGUAUCUAAUUGCCAUCCCACUGAAGAUGUUCCGGUUUUGGAUGUUUUUUGCUAUGGCAGCCCAGGUCCCACUGGCUUGUCUAAUGAAAAGGCUUUUCGGUGGUAAUUUUGGCAACAUCUUCAUGUGGAUCAGUCUGGUCUUGGGUCCUCCCCUCAUGAUGCUCUUGUAUUUUCAUGACUAUUACAUCCAGCACCAUCGGAAGGAUUCAAGCUGGAGACUGUUUUUUUUCUAAUCGACCCCAGUCCUAGUUCCCUUGUGCUCUCUGUCUGUCUGUCUUUAUGUAUGACAGAGGCACCCAAACUUGGCUCAAAUUAGAACCACAGACUGAAGCCACCCUUUUCUUUAAAAUGGGAGGGGUGGCCCAGGCCUGCAAUGCUCCAUCCGGCCACUAGGCUGGAAAUAUAGAAUUGCAUGCUGGUCUCCCCCGCAUAUUGAAGAUGAGUGAGUGCAGAGCUCUGUGGGCCACAUGUAUUUGUUUACUUUGGCCACCUCUGAGCCCUUUGUCUCUUCAAUAGCAAGUUGAUCUUUGGCUCCUGCAGGACUGACUUUAAAGAAUACCUGCAAAGGGUCCCUGAAAAGUCCGGUAACAGCUCUGGAGAUAAAUAUACAUUAUAGUAGAUGCUCUUUAUUCAUAUUAAAAUCCUGCUGUUUAUGAUAA
Molecule: messenger RNA, 2736 nt
Organism: Chelonia mydas (Green sea turtle)
Lineage: Eukaryota; Metazoa; Chordata; Testudines; Cheloniidae
Product: diacylglycerol O-acyltransferase 1
Exons: 18
Coding region: 889-2310 (473 amino acids)
Biological process (GO): triglyceride biosynthetic process
Cellular component (GO): endoplasmic reticulum membrane
Molecular function (GO): diacylglycerol O-acyltransferase activity
Source: RefSeq, a predicted model, not a curated record